AUGCAGCGAGAUUUAUCUUUGCAUAUCCUUCUCUGUGACUCUGGUUUCCAGGUCUUACAUCUGACGAAUUCUGUGUCAGGUCUGUGGGGAGCCGACGAUAUUGAGGUAGAAAUGAAGGACAACGUUGAGGCGAGAUCAGACGCAGAGAGAAUAAAGUGCCGAUCACUGCUCGAGAGUCUCAAAUGUGCAUUCCUCGCAGAAAUAAAGGCCAUUGAACAGGACUUCCGGCUGCAGGUCACCAUGCAGAAAGGUGAAAAUCUUAGGUUCAAGCAGAUGUUGUCAAAUAUCAAGUCAGAGAAAACAUAUAUUACUCAGCAACUAUUGUUGUUUCAGCGGCGGGUUGACAGACUCGAAAACGAAAUUGGACGAGAUUGA
Molecule: messenger RNA, 375 nt
Organism: Besnoitia besnoiti
Lineage: Eukaryota; Apicomplexa; Conoidasida; Eucoccidiorida; Sarcocystidae
Exons: 1
Coding region: 1-375 (124 amino acids)
Source: RefSeq, a predicted model, not a curated record